CAAGGACAAGGUGGGUACAUAUCUAAAUGGUUUACAUUCACAAUAAGCCGCGUUCCGCACAGCGAAAACACUUUGUCAGAGGAGACGGACAACAACAAAGCAUCGGCCGGCAUAACAAACAAACUUAUGUUUGUACACAAUGCACAUAUGGGCAUUGUGUUGCAUGCCGGCCAACUCUGCCGUCCCCCCCCCCUGGUCGUCAUAAAUGGAUGGAAUCACCCGCAAGUGUAAUGGAAGUGCCGUCGUCAGAGUGGAUUUUGCUGUUGCUGCUGCUGCUGCUGCUGCUGAUGAUGGAUUCUGGCUGCUGUAGAUGGCUGAUUCUGCUGGCUGCUGGUUUUCUGCUGGGGCUGCGUCGUCGAGAUAUGGCUGACCACGCCAUCAACCAAUACACUCUCCAUGGACCAGAGGAGUGUAUUGAAUUGGAGAGGAUGAUGGCGUGUGGAUUUGCAGUGGGCGUGGCAUGUUUGCGCGCCCAUUGUCAAGCACACGACAGUCAACAAGCGGCUGCUGGUCCGGCCGCCUGUAAAUAAGUGCGUGUUUUUGUAGUU
Messenger RNA from Drosophila obscura, 548 nucleotides. RefSeq lists its product as uncharacterized. The record is from RefSeq and is a predicted model, not a curated record. The transcript is spliced from 4 exons. The coding region runs from base 27 to 530 and encodes 167 amino acids. NCBI's taxonomy places the organism in Eukaryota, Metazoa, Arthropoda, Insecta, Diptera, Drosophilidae.